Chlorocebus sabaeus (green monkey) is the source of this 1955-nucleotide messenger RNA. The record is from RefSeq and is a predicted model, not a curated record. NCBI's taxonomy places the organism in Eukaryota, Metazoa, Chordata, Mammalia, Primates, Cercopithecidae.
CGCCGCGCGCCGGGGCCAGGAGGAGGCGGGCGAGGGCGGCGCGUGCUCUGUGUGCUGGAUACCCGGAGACCCCGAGACAGGGGAGUCUCGGCGGCCGCCGCCGUCAUGGUUUCGCGCUUGCAGCUCCCGCCUGAAAUCCAGCUGGCACAGCGUCUGGCGGGGAAUGAGCAGGUGACCCGGGACCGGGCGGUGAGGAAGCUCCGGAAAUACAUCGUCGCCAGGACUCAGCGGGCCGCAGGUGGUUUUACUCACGACGAGCUGCUGAAGGUGUGGAAAGGACUGUUCUAUUGCAUGUGGAUGCAGGACAAGCCGCUCCUCCAGGAAGAAUUAGGAAGGACCAUUUCCCAGCUCGUUCAUGCUUUUCAGACCACGGAGGCGCAGCACCUGUUCCUUCAGGCCUUCUGGCAGACCAUGAAUCGCGAGUGGACAGGCAUCGACAGGCUGCGCCUGGAUAAGUUCUACAUGCUCAUGAGGAUGGUCCUGAACGAGUCCUUGAAGGUUCUGAAGAUGCGAGGCUGGGAAGAAAGACAGAUCGAGGAGCUGCUAGAGCUGCUGACGAGCGAGAUCCUGCACCCCAGCAGCCAGGCCCCCCACGGGGUGAAGAGCCACUUCAUUGAGAUCUUCCUGGAGGAGCUGACCAAAGUGGGCGCUGAGGAGCUUACAGCAGACCAGAACCUGAAGUUCAUCGACCCCUUCUGCAGAAUCGCCGCCCGGACCAAGGAUUCCCUGGUUUUGAACAACAUCACUCGAGGCAUCUUUGAGACGAUCGUGGAGCAGGCCCCACUUGCCAUUGAAGACCUCCUGAAUGAACUGGACGCACGGGAUGAGGAGGCGGCGUCGGACAGUGAGGAGUCCUCUGAGGGCGGUGAGCGCGGAGAUACGCUGUCCCAGAAGAGGUCUGAAAAGCCGCCCGCAGGCUCUGUCUGCAGGGCUGAACCUGAGGCUGGUGAGCAGACAGGUGACGACAGGGACAGUGGUGGCCCUGUCCUCCAGUUUGACUACGAGGCAGUUGCUAACAGACUGUUUGAAAUGGCCAGCCGCCAGAGCACCCCUUCUCAGAACAGGAAGCGUCUCUACAAAGUGAUCCGGAAGCUACAGGACCUGGCAGGAGGCAUCUUCCCUGAGGACGAGAUCCCGGAGAAGGCCUGCAGGCGUCUGCUUGAAGGGAGGCGGCAGAAGAAGACGAAGAAGCAGAAGCGUCUGCUCAGGUUGCAGCGCGAGAGAGGGGCUGUCUUCCCUCUUGGGCCUCUGGUCACACGAGUGUGUUUGGCAUGUGUCGCCCUCAUCAGGGGCAACCCAGGGCCUGGAGCUGCCUACCUGCAGUGGAGGGGGUUGAGCACAGUGCCGGGCAGGGCACGGGGCCCAUGGCAGGAAUGGGGUGCAUAGGAGGGAGACAGUGGCUUUGCCCCACACUGGGAAGCCUUACCUGUUACUCUCUCCAUGCCAAACCGGCCCUAGGGCCUAGGGAUUCACCGCUUCCCGUCCCCGGAGCCCUGUGCCUCUGAGGCCCGUCCGUCUCAUUUCCCAUGGGGCAGCGGCCUCCUCUGCAGCCGGCCCUUGGCCUGGUUCCUGCACCCGUACCAGACACCGUCUGUGUGGCUCUGUGUGCAGCAAGCUUUGUGAACACUGUCGGCCCUGGCGUUCAGGGCCUGGCACUGCCCAGCAUCCUUCUUCCACCUCCCCUUCUACCUUGAGCCCAGUCCUGCCUACUCUGUGCCUUUGCUCACGGGUCUCGCGACCCUGUCCUCACGCUAGUCCUUCCGAGGUCAGCCCUCGCUGGGGUCCUGAGCCGUGUGGGUAGAGCUUGGCGCCCACACUGGACACGGGAUGCAUCUGGCUGGCUGGUGUGGCCGUGUUGUCCUCCCAGCUCUGUGGUGCUGGCGUCCUCAGCCCAACUUGGAGUGAGUGGAAGGAGCCCAUGCUGGCAUUCUCUGGCUCAUGGGGUCUUGCUGUUU